CGGCCGGGUGGGAAUAUGAACACCGAGGAGCUCAACUGUCAGUCCGAGCCCAGAGGCGCCAGUGGGAGAGUGGACACACGAGCCAGACCGACUCCUACUCAACAUCUGAUACCCGGGUCAGUGUGACGGAGUGCGCGUGACAUACCAAACAUGUCCCAGCAGGCAGUGAACGGGGUCCCGUGCAGGGGCAAGGUGCUGACUUUGGACAACAUGAACCCCAAUGUGAAGAACGUCGAGUACGCGGUCCGGGGUGCCAUAGUCCUGCGGGCGAUGCAGUUAGAGAAGGAGCUCAAAGAGGGAGUCAAGAAACCUUUCACAGAAGUCAUCAAGGCUAACAUAGGCGACGCCCACGCCAUGGGGCAGAAACCAAUCACAUUUCUCAGACAGGUCUUGGCUCUGUGUUCUUACCCCGAACUCCUGGAAGACAACAAGUUUCCAGAGGACGCCAAGCAAAGAGCACAGCGUAUUCUGGACGCCUGUGGAGGCCACAGUAUAGGGGCCUACAGUGCCAGCCAGGGCAUUGAAUGCAUCCGUCGGGAUGUGGCGCGCUACAUAGAGAAGAGAGACGGUGGAAUCCCCUCCAACCCUGACAACAUCUACCUCUCCACUGGAGCCAGUGAUGCCAUCGUGACCAUGCUGAAGUUACUGGUGUGUGGCGAGGGUCGUGAUCGCACAGGGGUGAUGAUCUCCAUCCCCCAGUACCCUCUGUACUCAGCCACCCUGGCAGACUUGGCUGCUGUGCAGAUCAGCUACUACCUGGACGAGGAUAAGUGUUGGAGUCUGGACGUGGCAGAGCUCAGGAGAGCCGUCAAUGCAGCCAGGCAGCACUGCAACCCCCGCGUCCUCUGCAUCAUCAACCCCGGAAACCCCACUGGUCAGGUCCAGAGCAGACAGUGCAUUGAAGAUGUGAUCCGAUUUGCUAAAGAGGAGCAUCUCUUCCUCAUGGCGGAUGAAGUCUACCAGGAUAAUGUGUACGCAGAGGGCUGUAAGUUUCACUCCUUUAAGAAGGUUCUGUUUGAAAUGGGACCAGAAUACUCCGGUACGGUGGAGUUGGCCUCCUUCCACUCCACGUCCAAAUGCUACAUGGGAGAGUGUGGAUUCCGUGGAGGCUACAUGGAGGUGAUCAACAUGGACCCUGAGGUGAAGGCCCAGCUUACCAAACUGGUGUCGGUGCGUCUGUGCCCCCCUGUACCCGGACAGGCUCUCAUGGACCUGGUGGUCAACCCCCCGCAGCCGGAUGAGCCCUCCUACAACACUUUUAUGAAGGAGCGGACAGCAGUGUUAUCAGCUUUAGCAGAGAAGGCCAGGCUUACAGAGCAGACCUUCAACACUGUACCUGGUAUCAUCUGUAACCCUGUGCAGGGGGCCAUGUACACCUUUCCCCGCAUCACUCUACCGCAGAAGGCCAUUGAUAAGGCAAAGGAGGAAGGCCUGGUCCCAGACAUGUACUACUGUAUGAGGCUGCUGGAGGAGGAGGGUAUCUGCCUGGUGCCAGGAAGUGGAUUUGGCCAGAGAGAGGGAACCUUUCACUUCAGGAUGACCAUCUUGCCUCCGACUGAGAAGCUGAAGAUCGUGCUGCAGAGGAUCCAUGACUACCACCUGCGGUUCACAAAAGAAUUUUCAUAACAAUCAUCUCGAGAACCAACUCAUUCAGUGCCAGUAUCUUCAAGUGCCUAAGGGUGAAGCAGUCUUGAUGUCACCUCCUGCCCCACCCAUCUCUCAUCUGAAGGCUGUAUUCACUCUAGAUCAGAUUUUUUAUGGAUAUUUUCACUGUUUUGCAUCACUGAGGAACAUUGAAAGCGUUUGUUUAGACAGCUAGUGAAAGUUAGAUGUCCUGCUCGUGUAUGUACAUGUGAUGAUGUAAUGAUUUUCAGCGAAUGAUGCACUUUCCCAAGGUAUUACCCGGCCAGGUUUGUAAUGUUCAAAAAGAUGUUACAGUUCUGAUUGUAUGUUAUUGAAAGAGAAUAAGAUAAUUCAGAUGAUCUUGUCACAGUUGCUGCUACAGGUGCAUAUCUCUCUUGCCAAGACUUUAACAGCCAAAUUAGGUGGAAGUAUCAAUGUAAUAACAUGUUAGGUAGGUGAUUAACUUGACUAGCCGUAGAGGAUGCACCAUGUUGAGAAUUUGAGUAUUGUCAGGGCGAUCCAAAUGUUUCAAGGCCUGUCUCAGAAUGUAGCCAUUUCUAUCACUAAUAUUUAAAAUUGUUCUUAAAUUUAAUUAAACACUUGAAUUUCUA
Messenger RNA from Epinephelus lanceolatus (giant grouper), 2234 nucleotides. RefSeq names its product alanine aminotransferase 2-like. The record is from RefSeq and is a predicted model, not a curated record. Gene Ontology annotation, biological process: biosynthetic process. NCBI's taxonomy places the organism in Eukaryota, Metazoa, Chordata, Actinopteri, Perciformes, Serranidae. Gene Ontology annotation, molecular function: pyridoxal phosphate binding; transaminase activity.